This is a messenger RNA of Racocetra persica, 1026 nucleotides long. The record is from the annotation of a GenBank genome assembly. NCBI's taxonomy places the organism in Eukaryota, Fungi, Glomeromycota, Glomeromycetes, Diversisporales, Gigasporaceae.
CAAAGCAAUGGUGGGCUGGCUACUUCUACGGUGGCGAGUAACUUAAAAGUAAAAGGAGAGAAUUUUUAUCGAGAUGCAAAAAAAGUCAGAUUUGUCAAAAUGCUCAAAGGGGGGAAGGCAAUUAGGAAUUCAAAAGGAAAAAUUGUUAAAUCGGCACCUUAUCAAGGCAAGGAUGUUACAGUCGCAAGAGUACAGCCAGAUAGGCGAUGGUUCGGUAACACUAGAGUCAUCGGUCAAAAACAAUUAGAGGAUUUUCGCGAAAGUUUGGGAACAAAGGUUAAUGAUCCUUAUCAAGUACUACUUCGACAAAAUAAAUUGCCCAUGAGUUUAUUAAUUGAUCCGGCAAAAAUAUCACGAAUGCAUAUGGUCGAUACGGAACCAUUUUCAGAUACUUUUGGCCCGAAAGCACAGCGAAAACGACCAAAAUUGAACGUUGGCUCUUUGGAAGAUUUACUUAACAGUACUAGUCAAUCUUUGGAACAUUAUGAGGAGAAAAACGAUCCAUCAUUAUUAUCUAACAAAAUAACAGAUUGGAUUGACGAAGCAAGAGAUAGUGUAUUUUCUAAAGGGCAAUCCAGGCGGAUAUGGAACGAGCUAUAUAAGGUUAUAGAUUCGUCAGAUGUUGUAAUUCAUGUAUUGGACGCUCGUGAUCCCAUCGGUACACGAUGCAGAAAUGUGGAACAAUAUUUGAAAAAGGAUGCUUGUCAUAAACAUCUAAUUUUCCUUCUGAAUAAGUGUGAUCUCGUACCCACAUGGGUUACUUCAGGAUACCUUUUUCCAGUGAUUAUUAAUGUCAAUGGUCUUGUAAAAGAUUAUCCGUUAAACUUAUGGCAUAUUAACUUGCACAUUGUCCUGAACAUUCUUGUUUACCCAACAACAACAGGAGGGAACGUUGAUGUUACACUGGGGCCGUUUGAAGUUAAUUUUUCGGCUGAAGUCCCCCCGAAAAAUGAACAGUCAAUCAAAACGCUGGAUGACUCUCGCCAGUCACCUGAUUUACAUCAACCAAUGAAAUUGCCCACCUUU